This is a messenger RNA of Caenorhabditis angaria, 887 nucleotides long. NCBI's taxonomy places the organism in Eukaryota, Metazoa, Nematoda, Chromadorea, Rhabditida, Rhabditidae. The record is from the annotation of a GenBank genome assembly.
AUGUAUUCUGCGAAUCGCUCACAUCGUGCAGAAACUCGAAAUCGCACCAAGGAUGAAUUGAGAAAAGUGAGUUGUAAUCAAGUGUUUCGCAAAACUUCUAUUUCUUUAGGUAAUCGCGUCUGUCGAAAAAGUGCGAAAAUGGGAAAAGAAAUUGGUUUUGAUCAAAGACACCAAUAUUCGGAUAUAUAAAUGGGUUCCUGUCAGUGCUCAAAAUAUUCUUCCACCACCACCAAAAGUGAAAGCAAUAGAUGAGGAAAGUAACACAAUUCAAUCAGCUGAGGAAAAUUCGCAAGGUAUGUGGCUCCUAAAUGAAAUCAUGCACUUUUUGACAACAAAAAACAUCCUCGUUUGGCUGAUUUUUGGUGCAUUCUUUAUUGAGUGUUCUAUAGCAUCAAGCCUAAGCCUAAAGGGAUCGAAUCUUCUGAUUCUUUUCCUUUCUCAGUUUCCUCUUCUGAAGAAAAUGAGACUUUCAAAACAAUCCAGAAUUGGCAUCGCUGAUUUGAUUUCUCAUAAAAAUUGUUGAAUUUCUGAAAUAGACCAGGAUUCGUUCUAUCGUUUCAAAAUUUAAUAAGAUUUUUGAGAUUUCGUAUCACUUCAGUGAAGAUAAUAAUCUACGAGGUAUAUAAUAAUAAGUUUGGUUUUGGAAAGAAUUUCUAUGAAAAAUGCGAUAGAUGUUCUAUUCAAUGAAAUAACAAACAAUAUUUUCAGAUUCUACAAGUGUUACUCAACCACCAAACUUCGACAUCAAUGAAGAUUCGAACUUUUCGACUGGCGACAACUUUGACAGCGAUUCGAAUCAAACUUUCGAACCACAAAACUAUCAAGGUGGCGACACUGGAGCUUCGACUGAUUUCAGCUCAAUGCGCGAUGCUGAAAUGGACAAAUGA